UAUAGUAUAAAUACGUAUUCUGAUCAUGUUAUGAUUGUGACCACUAGCUACCAAAACAACAAAUCUUGAUGUUCAUUGUUUAGUAUUAUAACUUCAGUAUUAUAACCGCAUAUUUGUGCUCGGAAAUUAGACGAUAAUUGUACUAUAAAUUAUAGUAUUGUAGUAGAUAGGUACUAAAAUAUUAAUUCUAAUAGUUUUAUGCGAAAUGAAGAGUGUUGCAAGUUUACAAUGUGUAUAUUUUAUGCUGUUUAUUAUAAUUAUUUGUACUGUGCGUUUUGGACGUUGUGCACCGCAAAAUAAAGAUAAUGUCACCAAUAAAAUUGUUUUUCCGUUAGUUGAUCAAUCCAAAGCCACGGAAACAUAUUAUUCGGCCGCUGAAAUGUGCAGCGAGUAUUCGAAGUUGAUUUAUAGUUAUAUAAAGGAUCCAGUAUUAUUGUUGGGUCACGACCACAUUAUCAAAGUUAAAGAUUGUCACGAUGUCUUAACCUUAAUCGUUAACGGCACGAGGGCCGACCCAAAAGAAUUUCCGCACAUGGCUUUGUUGGGUUAUAACAAGAACCCCAAAAGUAACGCAUGGGCCUGCGGUGGAUCACUGAUCAGCAAUAGAUGGAUCCUGUCCGCAGCACAUUGUGAAAAACUAGAUGACAAGUUAGUAUGAUAUAGUAAUAUAUAAUGUUAAAUCCGCACUCCUUUGACAGACCAGUGACAUAAUCAUUACUGAAAACAUUCAUUAUUUGAGUUUCACGACUAUUCGAGUGGGCAUGUGAAAUUUUAUAUUCUACAGUUGUAGGUAAUUAUAGGUACCUACCUACUACCU
This is a messenger RNA of Acyrthosiphon pisum (pea aphid), 817 nucleotides long. RefSeq names its product serine protease snake. The coding region runs from base 206 to 658 and encodes 150 amino acids. The transcript has 4 exons. Gene Ontology annotation, molecular function: serine-type endopeptidase activity. The record is from RefSeq and is a predicted model, not a curated record. NCBI's taxonomy places the organism in Eukaryota, Metazoa, Arthropoda, Insecta, Hemiptera, Aphididae. Gene Ontology annotation, biological process: proteolysis.